This is a messenger RNA of Ictalurus furcatus (blue catfish), 2977 nucleotides long. It is a transcript of the gene dpf2l, whose product is annotated as D4, zinc and double PHD fingers family 2, like. The record is from RefSeq and is a predicted model, not a curated record. Bases 1019 to 2275 code for a protein of 418 amino acids. Gene Ontology annotation, biological process: nervous system development. The transcript has 12 exons. Lineage: Eukaryota; Metazoa; Chordata; Actinopteri; Siluriformes; Ictaluridae. Gene Ontology annotation, cellular component: nBAF complex.
GGAAUAAAUGGCGGCAGUCAUGUGGGCGGGGCGACUAGUGAUGAUGUCAGCGAUUGCGCUAAACCUGCCCUAAUUCAUAUGCACAGAUUCUGAGCAGGAAUAUUAGUAUGCUCAAAUAGUAUUAAUAAAUGCCCAGAAGUAAAAACACACGCAUGCACUGGAAUAUACGGAAAAGUAUAUAAAGACCAAAGGUGUUCGAUCCGAAAGUAAGGAAAAAUCCCAUAAUUCCAGUGCUUUCAGAGGCGCGCGGUCAGGUUUGAGAAGAUGGCGGACGCGCGUGCACGCAAUGCUGCUUUACAGCAUGUCUCCAUAAGCGAGAUCUGCGAACAAUAGCUCGACUUUUUCUUAUUAUAUUUAAAGCAUUGCAGAAAAAGUACAAUGUGUUUUACUGCGUUGCCUUAAAACAUAUGGAGCUGAAACUUGCACUGAGAUUAAUUUAGCGCUCUUGGGUCGCUGUAGAAAGACUAGGCACUUUUGUUCCCUCCUACUGAGCUCUAUAUCUUACCAGUAUCACUUGGUUUUCAUCAGGAUUUGAGAAAACACCACUUAGAAUUAAAAAAAAAUCUUAGCAUUGAGUGUAAAUAAAAUCAUUCUACUAACCUUUUAUAUGUUUGAAAGUACAGAUUGUAUUGGCUAAUUAUAACAGGAAAAAAACAGUAAGGAAUGGAUGUUUGUGGCAUUGUGAUGGUUGGGUAUAUUUUAUAUAUACACGGUUUUUCCAAAUAAAAUAUAUAAUUAUAGAAAUCAAGACCAGCUUGUCCUGUGUUGUGUUAACAUUCACUGUGAGCUUUUAUUCGUAGUUUUUAAACAGGGGACUGAGUAGUUCAUACUAACAGAAGCUAUGAGACGGAAUAUACGCAAAUUAAUCAUCGUAACUGAGUGAAACGCUACUGUUCUGAGGAACAGUUGGUUGAGAAGUGGGUUUUGUUUGAAGACAAAAGGACAGAAAUCAGAAGGUUAUGGCGCUGAGGAAGGUUUCGUGGGGGUGAGAACAUCUGGCAGCGUUCAUGUGGUGCGCAUGCGCAGUGCACAGUGCACAUUACGACCAUUACAUCAAAAAAUGGCGGCGGCCGUUGAGAAUGUUGUUAAAGUUAUGGGAGAGCAGUAUUAUAAAGAUGCCAUGGAGCAGUGCCACAGUUACAAUGCCCGGCUGUGUGCAGAGAGAAGCAUUCUCAUGCCUUUUCUCGACUCCCAGACUGGAGUGGCUCAGAGCAACUGCUACAUCUGGAUGGAGAAAAGGCACAGGAGUGCAGGUGUAGCACCAGGGCAGCUCUACACAUACCCUGCACGCCGCUGGAGAAAGAAAAGACGGGCCCAUCCACCAGAGGACCCUGCUUUGGUUUUCCCCCCAAUCAAAACAGCCGAACUUGAAUUGGGAUUGAAAAAAGAUGGGUUGGGGCCUUUGGAUGGAAGCAGCCUGGAGGCUUUGCUAAAGGGAGAACCUGUGGAUAAGAGAGCCGCUCCAGAGCUUAGGGGCCCAGAGGAAGAACAGAGUCUGGCAGACAUCACAGGCACUGCUGGGGCCAGUAGCCACAGUGGAUCCACACGUGUGAGAAAGAGAAUCCUAGAACCAGAAGACUAUCUGGAUGACCUGGACGAUGAGGAUUUUGAGGAGGAGACCCCAAAAAGACGGAAAGGAAAAUCUAAGGGUCGUGGAGUUGGAAAUGGGAAGAAAAAAACAGAAGCAGCUGCAGCAGCUUUGGAAGAUCGUGAUAAACCAUAUGCCUGUGAUAUCUGUGGAAAACGCUAUAAGAAUAGACCAGGCCUGAGUUACCACUACACCCACUCUCACUUGGCUGAAGAAGAGGGAGAGGAAAAAGAGGAAGCUGAGAUCCACACUCCUGCACCACAGGAGGAAACUAAGACUCCUAAGAAAGGUCCCAAUGGCUUGGCUCCGCCAAAUGAUUACUGUGAUUUCUGCCUGGGUGACUCCAAUAUGAACCAGAAGACGGGCCUGUCUGAGGAGCUGGUGUCCUGCUCUGACUGUGGACGCUCGGGCCAUCCUUCUUGCCUGCAGUUCACAGCAGUGAUGAUGGCAGCGGUAAAAACAUAUCGCUGGCAAUGCAUUGAAUGCAAGUGCUGCAACGUUUGUGGCACGUCUGAGAAUGACGACCAGCUGCUGUUCUGUGAUGAUUGCGACAGAGGAUACCACAUGUACUGCCUCACUCCUCCUAUGUCUGACCCACCAGAAGGAAGUUGGAGUUGUCGUUUGUGUCUGGAUCUUCUGAAGGAGAAGGCUUCCAUCUACCAAAGCCAGAAUCCUACAGUAGAGUAAUCGAAUCGACAGGACUGCUCAUGAGACAACACAUGAUCACACACUCCCUUUGAUCAAGUUCAUACACACCAACUAAAUAUCCUUUUUACACUACAUGAUCUAGACUUGGAUGUCUUCACAACAUCAUAAUUAGCCUGGUGUGGCACAGCUGAGGAGCUGAGAAAGUGGAGUGGGAAGGAGACCUUUAUUUGGCAGCACUUGUGCAGAGACCUUCACUUCACGCCACGGUUGCAGCGUUAUUGUCUGACACAUUACUACAUAUAUUAAGUGUUUUAAAUGAUUUGAGCACUAAGGAAAGUAUAGAAAGUGAUUAUUUCCAUAAUUAUCCCUCACUAAUGGAUAUGAAGAGCUGGGUCAUGUUAUAUCUGUUGCCAGAUUGUUGUUUUUGUUGUUUUUUUUUUUUUUUCCCUUGCUUGUUUACAGUGCAUGUCAGAAGAAAUCAAAUGGCCUUAUUCUGACAGAAUUAUGGCGUAUUUUAAUAUCUGUAUGUAUCGAAAGUACACUUUUAUUGUUGUUGAGUUUUUCCUUGCAGGAAUUAAUGGUGCCAAGGUCAACAUUCUCAAAAGCAUUUUUCCUUCAUUCAUUUCAGUAUUUGACAAACUGUGGAAUUUUGUGUCUGUUAGUAUUUGGUAAUGAAUGUGUUAUGCUGUCUUAUGUCCCUUUUAUAUUGCCCUUUCUUCAAUAAACAUACAUGUAACACAA